AUUAUAAAUUGUUCUACUCCAUGACAACACGUUCAAACUGAAUUCGAAGGUGCUUGGGGGAAGUUUUUGAAUUUUUUACGUAAUUGAGUCAUUAUUAUAAUUCAGUUAUCGAGUUAUAUUUAGAUUUCGAUCUCGUUGAUUUUUUUAUUGACGUUUAUUUACUAAUAUAGGUUUGGAGAGAGAGAUUAUACAAUGGUGUCUUCUGCAUUGUUCUGUUUACUCUUGGUUCCCUACGUGUUGACCGAUGACGUAUGUAACCUCUGUCCUGGGACCAUUCCUCUACAGCGUGUCCCUUCAACCGGCGUAGGAACUUGGUGGACAGUUCUUGCAACCAAUACAAGCUCUGGACAGUGUGGAAUAAGGAACAACCAACCUCCUUGCGAGUGCACAGGGUUCCAGAUCAACUGUAACCUACAUCAAUCCUACAUUCCUGAUUAUAACGUCACUGUGUUCGGAUACAAUACAAAGACAUAUGUCUAUGAACGGAAACAAGCGGAAUUAUCACUCGUGGACGAAGAUCAACCAUGGGCAAUAUUCAACUUCAAGGAUAAGUCCUCUGGAUCAACUACUGUAGUGUCUGCCUUAGAUACAGACGAUCAUAAAACAUUCAUAAUAUUUUACUUAUGUGGUGUGACGACAGCUGAAGGAGAGCCGAUAGUUAUCGUUGUUGCCAAAUCUAAAGACGGGUUGUCCAGUGAGAGUCAAGAGAGGGUUGACGCUGUCCUCGAAGCAAACAACAUCUGCAAGGACAAACUUGUAGCAUUCGAUACAUCAGAAUGUGCUGAUGUUUGAACUUUAUAUUUCAUCCAAUAAUACCUAGAAUUCUUUUAAUCGUCACAUAUAAUAUUGUUUUAAGGGAAAUAAACAGCUUAAUAAUAAUAACA
This is a messenger RNA of Homalodisca vitripennis (glassy-winged sharpshooter), 884 nucleotides long. RefSeq lists its product as uncharacterized. The transcript has 7 exons. The coding region runs from base 193 to 792 and encodes 199 amino acids. The record is from RefSeq and is a predicted model, not a curated record. NCBI's taxonomy places the organism in Eukaryota, Metazoa, Arthropoda, Insecta, Hemiptera, Cicadellidae.